CAUCAUCGCAACAGCGAGCCAGUGGAUGGGACCGGUUGACAGUUUGGAGUUCCUUUACGGUGAUGUCUUGUUGUUCAUUGUGCCGUGCGGUUGUGCGCUGUGUCAACUUGUCGGAAAAUUCGCAAGGGAGUCGCGCGUUUGCGACAAUCACGACAGUUUACGGUAUCGAGACCGACAACGUAAAACGAGUGUAAUCAACAGGCAGUGUGUGGUGCUGUGGAGCAGGGGAUGAUGAGGGCCGGAGGGAUAAUUCAGGUGGCGACUUGAGGGCAGAAAUGUUGAAAUUUGGCAGCAAGAGUGACGUUACGGUGGUGCAUCGCGCCACUAUUCGACUUCUAGACGACGCCGAAAUUAUCCACUGCGACUUUCAGCCUCAACACAAGGGAAGAUACAUCUUGGAAUAUGUAUGCAAGCAACUUAACAUCAUGGAAACGGAUUACUUUGGACUUCGCUACGUGGAUCACUGUAGGCAAAGACAUUGGUUAGACCUGGCAAAAACGGCAAUCAAACAAGUAAAAGAUAUGGACCCAAUCCUGUUUAGUUUUCGUGUAAAAUUCUACCCACCGGAUCCUCUAAGGCUGAAAGAAGAAAUAUCUAGAUAUCAGGUCUACCAGCAACUCAAAAGGGACCUCCUUCAUGGACGACUCUAUUGCAGUCCAGGUGAAGCAGCGUUGCUGGCGGCAUGCAUCGUGCAAAGCGAAUUGGGCGAUUACGAUCCUGAGAUUCAUGAAGGAAAUUAUAUUUCCGCGCACAAAUUGCUGCUUAAACAAACUGAGGCCAUCGAAGAAAAAGCUAUGGAACUACAUCAAACACAGUUAAAAGGGUUCACGCCAGAGCAAGCGGAAACUCAUUUCCUUAGGUUAGCUUCGCAAUUGGAUACAUACGCCGUUGAUCCACAUUCUGUUAAGGACCAGAAGGGCGUGCAACUUUUUCUUGGUAUUAAUCACUGUGGGAUACUAACGUUUCAAGGAUCGCGUAAAACACAUCAUUUCCGCUGGCCGGAGGUUCAGAAGAUCAACUUCGAAGGAAAAAUGUUUAUUGUGCAUUUAACGAUAAGUGAGGACGUGAGAACGAAGAAAAAGCACACUGUUGGGUUUAAGUGUCCCACGGGGCCUAACUGUCGUCACGUAUGGAGAUGCGCCAUCGAACAAAUGUUAUUUUUCACAUUACCCAGGGCGUCGGACGCGCCGGUUGUAAGCGGAGGAUCGAUAUUUUCGUGGGGUACGAAGUUUAAGUACACUGGAAGAACGGAAAAAGAAGUCCUGGAAGAAAUGAGUCCACUUCAAAAGGACGAGCCAUCUGCACAGCGAUGUCAAACGUCAUGUCUUAGAAGAAAAGCCAGCAGUGUUCCAGCCACUCCGAGUACUCCCAGUCAAGAUCUCGUUGAAAUAAGAUAUUCCAGUCUGCCACGGAGCUGUCAUAGCGCAGGUUUAGAUGGUACUGGAAUGUCGGAAGGCAGUUCAGGAGUUCCGUUCAGUUCGCCUUACUGUCCAGAUAAUACUCUGCCACUCCUGGAAACCGUUUCGGAGGACCAAGAAAUUCAUGCCAGGAGAAACAACGCCGUAGACGAAAAUGAUACGCAUGCGAAUGCUACCCACAACACCACCACCGCCACCACGUCCACCACUACCACCACCUCCAACACCACCACAAAUCGUGCGAAAGUUAGACUGAAAUUUCCAAUCAGCACGCUGAACCGACCACAACUAUUGUACAGUCAAAAGAUAGUGAUAGGCUCGGAGGAAUUAGCUGGCCGUGACGUCGAUAACGUUGUCAGGCAAUACAUAAAUGCCCUCGAAAAGAACCCGAAAGUGGUCAGAUCGACUGCUUUGAUAAUAAAGAGCUCAAAAGUGUCGACGGAAGCGUUGAAAGCUGGUAAAAAGAACGAGACUUACAUAUUUCCUACCAUCGAUUCGGGAACGAUCAUCACAACGGUGGUAGAUGGUUGUUUCAAUCCUAGCAACGGUGAGACAAUCUUGCGCAGGUCCAAGGAGCAGGUAAGCACGCCUGAUCAUCGAGAGAACGAGAUCUUAAGGCACGGCUUGUCUACCACGACGAAAACGGCAAACGGUUGCGUUGCAUCAGUGAGGAUUGACGACAAAGGCAUUAAAAACGGAGUCGAAGCCAUGAAGCAAGGUACAGUCGGUCAGCAUGAGGGCGAUGCAAACGACUACUACUUCAGGGAUUCCUUCGAUCAUUCCUCGUCAGAAAGUCAACUGUUGGAUUCAUCCGGUAAACCGCACAGCCGAUCGGUGACCCCGGUACCGAAGAUGCAGAAACUUCAAAACUCAAAACUCUGCCUUCAACAACAGCAACACCAACACCAACAGCAACCUGGCCGACGUCUGGAUAGCAAAUUGAGGCACAAAAGUCUGCGAAUAGUGAGGCUCUUCAUUCCAGCGUUUGUGCUCGCGAUCACAGUUUUGUUUAUUGUGGUCGUUCUGGUGUUCGAAACAGACACGAUGCUUUUCAACAGCCUGCGUAAGACGCCAGAAAUGGUGGCCUUAAGGAACCAAUAUUAUGUCCCCAUCAAGGAAUUCCUGAGGACAAAGCUCGGCCUAUUUUGAUGCGACCUGACAAUGGCCGGGCUGAGGACGUCCUUUCUUGCUAAGUAGCUCCCUUCAGUGCCAAGUCGAGAAAAUGCUCUUAUCGGGACCGAGGGGCGAGAAUGUACGCCGUUUCGUUGUCAUGUGUCCUCUUUUUCUUUUAAAUGAAUUAUAGUCAAACGCUUGACUCUCUUUGCUUGUCUUCUUUUAUACGAAUAGAGGAUAACGAAAGUAUUUGAACGCUUUCGAACCGCCUGUUUAAUGUUUACACGAAUAAAGUUAUACUAUGAUCUUCAAAAUAACGCACAGGAGUUGGGAUUACACCUGGCAAAUAUAAACAAUGUCAUAUAUACAAUACAUUUGUUAAAAACGUCGACUGUAGACCACAGAAGUAUUGACACGGCUAUACGAUAAUAUGUUUAUUAAAUAAUUGAAUUCCAGUAUUAGAAUAGUCUAUUGUUACGUUCUGCAAAUUCUAAUAGUUUUCUUUGUUGUUCCAAACAUCUACAAUCUUUUUUAUUAGUGCUUCUGUGGCAUUAGUAGUAAAAUUGUUUUUUUUUGUCGACAUGAAUUUGUUAAAUGCAUCUUCAAAUUGACGUUUCUCGAAAUUUUGUUACAUUUAUCUAACACGAAUAUAUUAAAUUUAUUUUCAUAUGUUUCGCAAUUGUCGAGUGCGCAUCUUAACCUGAGUUCUGAGUUCUAUUGUUCCAGAUUGUUCCAGAGGUUAGUCUCAGUUAGCUUGGUCUCCCUUGUUACGAGUUAGGUUCAUAAGCGUUCGAAUAAUUUUGUGACCAAUUGUAGAUGUAUCUGUAAAAAUCUCUAUAACAAAGUGUACCUUCAAUUUAUUGUUUGUUUCCUAUCUACACAAUUAGAGGUAUUUAAAUAUUAUUUAUUAUGUUUGAAGUCAAAAUCAACAUCGUAUAUACAAGGUAUCGAUAACAGGAACUUUCAUAUUUUUACGUAAUAUUCCUGAAGAUACUGAAGAAUUGUGUUAUAGAUUUCUUUGAAUUGUUUUUUUUAAUGAGUCUGAAUAUAAGUCCAUUUCCACGUAUUACGUAGAAAAUAUCGCAGAUCAAUAAUGUUAUGUUUGAAUUCGAUUUUGAGGUUAGAUCAUAUACACAAGUAUAUACGUUUCGAAUUUAGUGAUAGAGUAGACAGGAGUAUUAGGUUGUUGAUGCACAAUAUACUUUCAUAUUCCGUAUAUGAUAGAAAGUAUUAUUUGAAGUUUGACAUUGAAAAACAACUUGUGUAGACAUUGCUGUAUUUUUUAAUAAAUGAAGUUCCCUAGAAUUUAAGAAACCUAUGAUUAGAUAUCAUGUAACUGUCAUAUAUUAAUAUUUGACGUAAAUUCGAAGCUCGUAACCAUUCGUGUUCAUAUCAUUUAUAUCUCUAAAUUUGUUCAAAAAUAAUUCACUGCAAAAAAGAUAAAAAUUUCUAAUUGAAAAGAUGAAAUGUCUCGAAGAACUUAAAAUGCUAUACAUAUUUAAGUGUGUAUAUUUAUGUUUGUUAAAAAAUGCAGUGAUCGUGUCGACACAGUGUAAAAGUAAAUCUAAGGGAGCACCUGAUUUUCAGUUUAGUAGUAUACACAUUCCAUAUGUCUGAUAUUGAAAGUUACUUGUUUACUGGUGGUACAAGGCAUAAUUGUAAAUUUCGUUUUGAAACUUUUAGUUUUUACGAAGUAAUGAACAAAGUUGUACAAAAUAGGUUUAUGGGAUUAAGAUACAAUCGGGCAAUAUGCAUGUGAUCAAUGUGUGUACAUUAAUUUGAUACAUUUUUAUUCGAUUGCUGAUGCUAUCAGUAUUUUGAUGAAAGCAUAAGGCAAAGAACAUGCUUCUUAAUAGUUUGUAUUGUUACACAAGUAACAGAUAUCGGUCCGUUUACGCAUAUCAUAAUCAGACAGCAAGUUUUCAUUGGUUUUAAUUCCUACUCAACAGUUGAUUAUGUGAAUACAUACAAAUAUGUCUAAUGAGAAGGAUUAACCCAACCUAAAAUGUUUCUCUUCGUUUUUGUGAUACAAUGAAAUGUUUGUUUUGAGGAAAGUAAAUAAUAUAAUGACAAGUCUUUUCCUUAUGAUCAAAUGUUUUAAUUGUCAGAUUUUAUUUAAAAAUUAAUAUUCAAACUAUAAAUCAAACAUUAUGAGAACGAGAGAAUUAUAUUCUUCAAAUGGAAACAAACAUUUCUUGGCUUAAACCUUUUCUUGUGUCAUCAAUUAUGAUAAAGUUGUUUUGCAUUAUAAUUUAUGAUGAUACCACUUAUAUACAAGGUGUUCAAGUUAUUAGCAUUCAACAGCCCUUUUCUAAAUGUAUGAAAAAAUGUAAGAGAAUAUAUCAUUAUCUUUUAUGAUUUUGUAUAUUUAUAGUACUUUUUUAAUUUGUUGUAAGUUUUCAAUGGCAAUUUAAUCCUUUAUUUUCUUUAUUAAGUAUAUUUAAGCUUCUUUCUAUUUAAUUUUUGUCUUCAACAAAAAAUUGUUGCGGAACAGUAACAAGAACACUCUGUAUAUUCAGAAAAGUUUACAUUUUUUAAAAAGCAAUCUAUGAUAUUAAAUUGUUUCCAAUGCAAGAAAAAAACCGAAUUGUUAAAAAAAUUUCCCUAAAGUAAACUACUUUGGAUUAAAAUGUGAAUGUGAUGAAGCGAAGAGAAAGAUGAAACAUGGAUUUGUUUUACAACAUAUUAAAUUUUUUUGUUGCAGUAAGGGUAGUAUUUACACCUUGACCAUGUAAGCAUUCAUACAAUCAUAUGUUUACCUAAUGAUCUCAUUUCUGUCUAUGCAUUUUUGAAUUUUAUUUUUUUGUUAUGUUAUGUAAUUCUCAUGUGGAAAUCCUGAAUUAGUGCAAAAUUAAUUCUAUAGUUUAAGAGACCAUUCAAAAAACGUUUAAGAGUAAUGUGAAAAUAUUCAAUUAUUUGUUUAGUCAUCCUUUUUCCUGAAAAUACUGACAAAAUAAGAUCGAUUCUUUCGUUUUCUUAUUUUAUUCAAUUCUUUCUAUAUGAGUAACGUUGAAAAAAUAAACGUCUACGAUGAAUUUCAGGAAACAUGAUUUUAAGAAGAGACCAAUAUUGACAAAUAAUGUGUCCAACGUAAAAACGAAAUCCAUUUUUACUACAUUGUUGUCAUAAAAAUGAUCAAGUAGCAAUUAGUUAGAAAAGGUUGAGGUUAAAACAUAAAUGGGUAGUUAAGUUUGUAAGCGUUUGGUACACAAUGUAUUUGUAUGAUGUUAGUAUUUAGAUAGAGUUCCGUAUUUUAUUCUUUUAUGUUAAAAAUGCUCAUCCUAAAAAAUAGUCAUUUAAAAUAUUGACGAGUUCUCGAUAAUUUUAUAUGUUUUCAACGUACAGAAUGCUUUGCAACAUAUACAUAUAGUGUGUGACGCACAAGAAAUUUUUGAGCAAAGAAAAGCUCAGAGAUGAAUCAUCUUGUAUUUUAUUUUCAAAUUUCUCAUUUACCGACCGCGACACACACCAUUUGAUAUACAUUGAAUACGACGUAUUACGAAAAUAUUAACAAUUCCGAUAUCUUUUGAUGGUAUAGAAUUUAUGGAAUGUAUACAAAAGAACUCUUCAAUUAAUUCAAUUCACUUUUACUAAGCAUUAAACUUAUAUGCUUGAUCGUUUUCAUUUGUUAUAUUUACUGACAUGUGUUCAAUGGCAUAAGCAAAAUACUUUAAAACCUUCUGACAUGUAACUAUUUGAUCAACAUGUAUAUUAAAAACUGAAAUAUUCAAAUCAGAGGCACUACCCAAGUGAAUUGCUUAUAUCAGUUGGAGAUUAUCACAUAUCUGAUCAAUUUUGUUUGUCAGAGAAUUCUCUUUGAAUUUAAUUGUUUAUCAUUGAAUAAUUAUUGAUAACGAAUGGCCUACUAUGUUGCUAAGAAACAAACAGCAAGAAUAUGUUCUCUUGUCAUUUUCUCUCAAUGUAACUACAGUACAGAUGAAUACAUAGUAUGGGGGUGUACAUUUUUAGUAUACAAAAUGAAAAGUUAUAGUGUUACAGUAUUGUUUAACUGUAACUUGUAUAGUGAAUGUUCUGUUCGUUUUUCAGUGGAAUCAGAUAAGGUUGUUUCACAAGAUUCUUCAGAAUAUAAAUGCACAUAUGUGUGUUUUUUCAUGUCAUAUUUAUUUAUUUGCAUUUUAAUACAUUGAUUGCCAUACCAUUAUUCGUGAAAAUAUCUACAAGGCUAAAAUUUUAUUUCUAUACAAUUGGAAAUUAUAUAAUCUAGUUGUAUUAAUUUUUCAGUAUUGUCAAAAUUCACGAAUCUUAUUCAGAUUUGAUUUCUGUAGAUUCUCGCCUUCAGAAUUUAUUUUUUUAAUUUUUUUUUAAUGAAAAACCUCCGCCCUGCCCCCCUCCCCCCCUCAAAUGUGCAUGAUAUGGCAGUCAACGUGUUUAGGUUUUUCUAAAUUCAAUAAAGAACUCAAAAGAUGAAUAUAUCUGAAAAUCGAAUAACCAAAUAAGAUUUCAAUUCUAUCUUUGAAAGCAAUCCAAAUUGCUAAUAAAACCAUUGUAAACGACGAUUGUACAAAAAAUCCUUCGGUGUUGAAUAGUAAUGUUUCUAGUUUGAUUUGUAAAAAUAUAAUGUAAACUGAAAGCUUUAGCAUAAAUGGAACGAUGAAAACAUAAGAGAACGAAUUUAAAUUUAUAAAAAUCAAAACAUAUUGCAACUCUUCAUAAUAGUAAGGUUUUCCUUCGCUGCAAGUGAUUAAAUUUCGGUGCGAAGCUCGGAAUAGCGAGCCAUCGCUUUUCCAAAAGCAAGAACAACGAAGAGACUUUUCGUAGCCAAAAGCAAUCUUCCUUGUUCUUGCCACCUUUAAUUCUUCACCCGUUUUUCCUGAAAGUGCCUACGCUGUUCUAAACUCUUUUGAAGGCUGCGAUUUGCUAAGUUUUCGGCCGACUACAUUCGUCUCUUUAAAUUUAUCUGAUAUCCGCCCUAAGUUAAACGAAUUAGGGUGACUUGAUAAAAAUUCACACGCAGACGUACAUACACGACCCGCAUAAACAAAAAAAUUAUAAAAGUAAUUAUAGCGAUAAUUCGUAUCAAGCUAGAGUGUAACGUCCUUUCGAUGCUAAAGUAAUUCGAUGAGUAAAUCGUGAGAGCGUUGUUGUAAUCGGAUCGAGGUGAAAAAGACAAUUUCGGAGAACAGAGAUUAACUUGGCCUCGAAUGAAGUCUUACGCAAGGACUGUUUCUCGAAGGACAAACAUUUUCUUUGAACGCAGGAACGAUUCUAAGUAAUUAGAGUGGUAUCCGUGCAACUGUCUUAGUUCUGGCUCGUGUCGAAGGACAAUGCACUACCUAAUCACGAAUUGUAUAAACAAACGGAUGUCAAUUGCAAUAUAAUAUAACUUUAGGUAUAAAAGUAAGGACGCCAAGACCAUUCGAUGCGACGGCUACGUAAACGACGAGCCGUGAGAGGAUUUGAGAAAGUUCUGUUAACACAGAGGUUAUCAAAUUCGAGACAAAAAGGGAAUUAGUAAAUUUCAAGCUAUACACUUUUUUCUGAUACACGACGAAUUUAAUAACCGCUUUGCUUUCUCAAUAUUCAUUUGUACUCUAUCCAAUUUCUGGACAGCUUCGAGUUGAUUUUUUAAUUAAUUAUUCCGUUUUGACCUGUUUACGAAAGUCGAAAUAAUAAAUUAUGUAUGAAUAUCGUUAGUUUUUCGCUGCGAUACAUUUCAAGUGUACAUUUGUUUAUAGUUUAAACCGAUUAAUUGGCGUUAAAGAUUACAUUUAGCAUUGUUGUAAUCACAAACAAAGGCUACGGAACGAUAAGCAUUCGUUUCGUUAAUUUGUUACUUAUUAUUAUAUCUUCUGUACACACAUGGUAACAGCCGUAAACGUAUUAAACGUACAAUUGGUAAUCUACACGUGCCAUAGUCACUCGCAACUGUAACUAUUUGCCAAUAAGAAGUACCGAUAAUAGGUCAAGCUGUGCUAUACUUGUGAUUACACGCAUUGUAAUUCAAUUAACUUGGUUAAUAAACGGAACUUGUUUAGGAAACAUAGGAAAGUUGAUCGUAGCGUGUAAACACGAUAACACGGAGCGAUAAUGUUAGAGAAUAUUUUAAAGAAAUUUACAUAAUUACAGUAUAUAUGCCAAUGUUCACUUAAUUAUACGUUUUAUACGUUUUUGGUGUUUCUUAACAAAACAUCCGAUUGUGCGUUGUUACUUUAGUGUCAUUUCUUCAAUUCUGUUGAACAAUGUAGAAAUCGAAAGGUCGAUUUUUUUUUAACGCUUGACUCUCGAUAUUUGUAAAUAUGAAUAACGUGUGUUGUUAUUUAUUCGAUUCGUUCAAUCGAAGAGUUUCAUUACAGAUGGCACCAACUUGUUGAAUUAAAUCGUCUGGAAUGUAAUAUUACUAUCGACCUUGCGUUGCAAGCAAUUUAGUUGUUUACGAAUCAGGUCACUCUGAAAAUAAUGUCGUCCCCUAUUCUUUAUAUUAAAUGGUUGAAACCAUUCUUGUGUUGAAUUUUAUUCUUGUAAGUAAUUAGUAUGUAGAUAGCAAGUAAUGAGUAAAAUCAUUGUUGAGAAAUAUUAAUUUGUAGCAUCUCAUACUAUAAUAUAAAAUGUUACUAUUGCUUUUUCAUAUUUAGAUUCAACCAGACCAGGCUUGGAUAGCAUAGACUUUAAUAAUAAAGGAUUCUCAGUUUCAGAAGAGAUUGCAGAAUUAUUUAUCUACUAAUGUCGUAGGGAAAAUUAAAGAAAUAGUAAUGAAGCAAACUGCCCUAAAAAUAAACGAAAGAACCUAUGCUAUACUAUGCUAUAGGAAGAUAAUAUUUGGAUUUAAAAAAAAUAAGAUCUUCUUUUGUGGGUUUAGGAAUGAUUAAUUUUGAAUUUGUGGUAUAAAAUCAAACUAUAACGUAGUAGAUUUGCAUUGAACAAGUACAGAGUUUACCUGUAAUAAUCCUUUAAAAUUAAAAACGCAGGAAUUUGUCAAGAAAGAGUGGAAAAUCAACGAGAAAGAUGAUAUAUAAUCAACGGAUAAUGAUCAAUAAACAAUUGAUCAAUGUACAUAUUAUAUUGUGUCUCUUACAGUAUCAAAUUUACGUACAAAAAUGGCAUUAUUUGUGGAGUGACCUGAUAGACAGGAUGCGCUAUUUAAACCAGGACAUCUCCAUAUCCUGUCGCACUGAAAUAGUGCACCCUGUGGAUAAAAUGAAUGUAUCGAUGCAAUCAUGACUUACACUUCGUCAUUUCCGACGAUGAAUGUGAAAAUUCUUCUUGCAAAUGUUCCAACUCAUGCCUUCCAGAUUGAUGAAUUACCUCCGUAUAUAGUCUGGAUAUAUGUUUCGAGUGUCUCUUAUCGUUAGUGGCGAAUGAAUAAAUCUAAAUGAAACUUACCCGUUGAAAAGUAUUUCGUUGUAUAUCGGUUUAUCGAAACUCAGAGAAACGGAGUGUGUUUACCGCUUAAUGUACGAAUUUGUUUUCAGUGACGCGCGUCUCACGACGUCGCCUUUUCUUUUUAAGAUUCCUAAACCUAUGGCAUUGUACUGUACAACACUCCAUUAUUUCAGUAUAAACUCAUACUAGAAAAUAUAGAAUUCCGAAUGCAUUAUAAAGAAAUACUUCUUUUCCAAUUUUUCACGUCAUAAUAAACUGUUAAUAGCGCGAUCUAUAUGAAAUAGAUUUAUACACAAGUUUCUCUUUAUAUGAAAUAAAGGCGAAAUUCAUAUGAA
This is a messenger RNA of Hylaeus anthracinus, 10207 nucleotides long. It is a transcript of the gene Frmd5, whose product is annotated as FERM domain-containing protein 5. Gene Ontology annotation, molecular function: cytoskeletal protein binding. NCBI's taxonomy places the organism in Eukaryota, Metazoa, Arthropoda, Insecta, Hymenoptera, Colletidae. The record is from RefSeq and is a predicted model, not a curated record. Bases 276 to 2567 code for a protein of 763 amino acids. The transcript is spliced from 12 exons. Gene Ontology annotation, cellular component: cytoskeleton.